Messenger RNA from Symbiodinium sp. CCMP2592, 2367 nucleotides. Lineage: Eukaryota; Dinophyceae; Suessiales; Symbiodiniaceae. The record is from the annotation of a GenBank genome assembly.
AUGGAGACACAGGAUUGUCAAGAAGCCAGCAAUUCCCCUGAAACGACUGCCGAGGUUGCCGUCAGCGGUUCUGCGAAGGGCAAAGGCAAGAGCAAAGGCCCGCCUUUGCCAACGUUUACGAAGAAACCAGAGGUCGCGAAGCAACCGGAGCCCAAAGCAAUCUCAGUGGACUUGGCACCACCCUUCCAGUUGGAGCGCCCGCCGAACUCGGAGAAGGGCGGGGUGAUCAAGUUCACAACCAGCAGCGGGUCUCAGCUACCUUUCCUCGUCCGUCAACUUACGGACAGCGGACGAGGGGAGAAGGGUGUCCGUGUCGAUCAAGCCGUGCGGUAUUUGGGGCGCCUUCGCGCAUUGCGGUUCGAGUGUGACAACUACAACGCGGCCACUCGCCCGGCAGAUGCACAGCGCUUCUUGGAAUUCUGCUCCUCUUGUGGCGUUCAAGCUGGAGAACGCCCUGUCGAUUUGCCCGGUUUGGAUGAGCUUAUUCAAACCGUGGAAGGCGAGAUCGAGGAUUUGGAGAGUCUGAGGGAAGAGAUCGGCUCCGGUCAUGUGCAAUUCACAGCCCUGGCUGAGGUUUUUAUCCCGGGAAAGAAGGUGUUCAUGCAAGUGGAGGGUUUGAGCGAGCCGGUUGGCAUGACGGUAUUGCAGAGCUGGUACCAACAGCAGCAAACUCUCUUUGGACCGGAGAAGUCUUUCCACAUGGAGCUAGAAUUCUUGGCAUACUUGGGAUCCAGUUUCGCGCUCGUCAACUUUCAAGAGGUCAUGUCUGCCUACAAGGGCGUCCGAAGAUUGGAUUCUUUGUUCUAUAUAGCAAUGACUUCACAGGUGCUGGAGAAGCUGCAUCAGCGUGGCAAGAAGUACAGAGAUGCAGCCAUGAGCUCACCGUAUGUGCAGUAUUCGCGCGGCUCCUUCUUCGCGCAUGGGCGUGCGAAGCAUGCCACCCUCUCAGGGGGCCGCGUCAUGCUAGACACACAGCGUGGCCACGAGUACGGCCAUCAUGCUGCUCGUGGUGGAGACAACUGCUCUUUAGCUCUCCAGCAAGCGCUGCGAACCUUCAAGCUGCAGCAGAAGCACGGCACUGAAACUCUUCGCCUGGUUCAGGAUCCUCAGGAUUCCGAGCUUUGGAUGGCCUGGCCAGCCAUGGUUGGGUUUUCCUUCACUGCGAAGUGCUGGGGCCAAGUAUUGGUGGCAGAUACCUCCCCAAUUCAAUUCCGAGCAGAUGCAUUUCAACAGCUUGUUCUACCUGACGACACGAAGGAGAUCAUCCGGUCUGCUGUGCGGCACGCCGGCACAAGCGGCCUGGACUUCAUUGAGGGCAAGGGAGAUAACACAAUCUUUCUGCUGUAUGGUCCACCUGGCUGUGGCAAGACACUGACGGCUGAAGCUAUCGCUGAGAUGCUUCACAUGCCGCUCUAUGUGGUUACAGCUGGUGAUCUCGGCAUCAACGCGCAGGAAGUUGAGCAGAACUUGUCGCAGGUGCUGCACCUGUGCAGUGAAUGGAACGCCCUCACACUCAUUGACGAGGCUGACAUCUUCCUUGAGGCCCGGAGCUCCUCUGAACUGCAGCGGAACGCGCUGGUUUGCGUCAUGCUCCGGCUGCUGGAGUAUCACCAAGGAAUCCUCUUCUUGACCUCAAACAGGGCCAGCAACAUCGAUCCUGCAGUCAGGUCCCGCAUCACCGUGGCACUUCACUACGAGCCAUUGAGCCAGAAAGGUCGCGAGGCAGUUUGGCGGAACCUUCUUCAGAAACUUCCGCAUUCCCAAGCAGACCCUUCCAAGCUUUCACGCCAUGUGCUCAAUGGCCGGCAGAUCAAGAGUUGCCUGCUGCUCGGCAAUGCCUUGGCCGCCGAGCGUGGCGAGGAAUUGAGCGGAGCUUUGAUUGAGCGGGCUGUGGUUGUGGUAGCGGAUCGCACCGGAGAAGGCGUGCUGCAGACUACAACGGUUGCUGCGAUGCCCCGUGGCCGCACAAUACUGCAACAGGAUGCGUCGGGCUCGACUAUCGUGACGCCCAGGGUGUCGCGGGAAAGGCCUUUACAACCCAAAGACUCGUCAAGCCCGCUUCUCCCUGGCAGUACUGGGUUACCCAGCAGUAUCCUGGUGCCGGCAAGUCCGAGACUGAUCUCGACCAGCACAUCCACCAGCCUUGCGUCAGUGGCAACUCGCGGUCCGAGCAUCGGUUUGCGAAGCAAGCCCUCGCAAUCACAGAGCCUGUGGGAGCCGACUCAAAGUCAGCGGCAGCAGCGAGCUUCAUCGCAUCUUGUCUUGGGCCAUGAUGCAAACCCCUUCCAGCAGAACGGGCCCGCAUCAAGCGGUAUUCCGCCUGACGCCACGACGUUCACGGAUGCAGCCCCACAGCUGCACUCCUGA